This is a messenger RNA of Melanotaenia boesemani (Boeseman's rainbowfish), 1526 nucleotides long. Its product is annotated as zinc transporter 2-like. Gene Ontology annotation, cellular component: plasma membrane. Bases 147 to 1274 code for a protein of 375 amino acids. The record is from RefSeq and is a predicted model, not a curated record. Gene Ontology annotation, biological process: response to zinc ion; zinc ion transmembrane transport. Gene Ontology annotation, molecular function: zinc ion transmembrane transporter activity. The transcript is spliced from 9 exons. Lineage: Eukaryota; Metazoa; Chordata; Actinopteri; Atheriniformes; Melanotaeniidae.
UGUCAUGAUGUUUGUUGUCACCUCAGUCAUUGGCUCUUGCAGCGCUCCACCCCUGACAGAUAGCGUUGCAUUGCAGCAGGUGGUAAGUCCGAAACACGAGUUAAACCUAAUGACAGAGAGUCUCUGAAGCAACAGCACCUGAAGUUAUGGAGCUGGCAACAGAUGCAGAGAAACAGCAGCUGAUUGAGACUUAUUUGGAGCCUCUUACAUGGAUGAGUUCUCCAGAGGAAAGAUAUUCAGAUUCAGAGUCGAGUGACGAUGUGUCCAGUGUGGCUGGUGUGCGGCAGUCAGAGUGGCUCUGCCAGGAGAUGCAGGACAUAUCAGAGGCUGAAAGUGGUGUUAAACGUGUGGCCAGAAAGAAACUCCUCAUCGCCUGCGCUGUCAGCCUGGUUUUCAUGACUGGAGAGGUGAUUGGUGGAUAUGCUGCUCAUAGUUUGGCCAUCAUGACAGACGCAGCUCAUCUUCUGACGGACUUUGGCAGCAUUGUAAUCAGCAUUUUCUCUCUGUGGAUCUCAUCCAGGCCUCAAACACAAGCCAUGACGUUUGGAUGGCAUCGAGCAGAGAUUCUGGGCAUGUUUCUCUCAGUUGUGUCUAUCUGGGCUGUGACAGCAGUGCUGGUCUUCUCGGCCAUACAGAGGAUCACUGAUGGAGACUAUGACAUUGACGGGCAGAUCAUGCUCAUUACCUCUGGCUGUGCAGUGGGCGUCAACAUUUUGAUGGUCCUGAUUCUGCAUCAGUCUGGGGCCUCACAUGGCCACAGCCACGGGAUUCCCACCAGCUGGCGUCAGAAAGACAAACAACCUCACAUGAACAGCCACAGCAAUGCAAGCGUGAAGGCGGCCUUCGUGCACGUGUUGGGAGACCUGCUGCAGAGCAUCGGCGUCCUCCUGGCUGCUAUCAUCAUCCAUAUCUGGCCUGAAUAUAAAGUGGCCGACCCAAUUUGCACAUUCCUGUUCUCAGUUCUUGUUAUUGGGACAACAUUUCCCAUCACCAAGGAUGUCUUCAGGAUUCUGAUGGAAGGUGCUCCUCAGGGCGUUAGCUUUAGCGCUGUCAGAGAGUUGCUGCUGUGCCUUGGAGACGUUGCAGCUGUUAACAAUUUGCACAUGUGGAGCCUCAAUGUGAAUCGCUCUCUGCUGUCAGCCCACAUCGCCAUAGAUGAAGAGGCUGAUUCGCAAGAGAUCCUGCGGAAAGCAACGAAGCUGCUACGCUCUGAGUUUGGUUUUUCCAGCAUCACAAUCCAAGUGGAGCGCUGCAGGGUUUCGGCUAUAAGAUGACUCGUGCCUGUUUCUCCCAGAGGAGCCAACUUGCAGCUGGUUUUAAGGUCUACGCUGCUUUGGCUUGAUGACUGGACCAGAAUAAACUGGCUCACCUAGCAGGAUCCUGCUGGUAUGCAGCUCUUAUCUAUCAAACAUGACCCAAAGAUAGACGAGCAAUGAGCCAGCUACAGGACCAUAACCACCCAGAAACGGUUCAGAAAUGUUUGAGGAACAGGAGAGGAACUGAAAAGGCUAACUUGAAUUGUUCCU